AUGGUGGAAGAAUCAGAUUUUGAUGUAGGUGAUCCAGCAUUAUUGGCAUUUUCUGAUGAAGAUGAUGUGUUUGUAGAUACAACAGAUAGCAACAGCAGUGGCAAUGACAAAGAUUGUGCUGAUAAUUUUGAUGGGAAUGACGAGAAGUCCUGUGGUCCGGUUGCAGACUUUGCCCCUCCCAACGCCCCCUGCCCCUCCCCUCGUGUCCUAGCCCCUCCCAACGCCCCCUGCCCCUCCCCUCGUGUUCUCGCCCUCCCCUCGUGUUCUCGCCCCACCCAACGCCCCCUGCCCCUCCCCUCGUGUUCUCGCCCCCUCCCCUCGUCUUCUGACCCCUUCCCUCGUGUUCUCGCCCCUCCCAACGCCCCCUGCGCCUCCCCUCGUGUCCUCGCCCCUCCCAACGCCCCCUGCCCCUCCCCUCGUGUCCUCGCCCCUCCCAACGCCCCCUGCCCCUCUCCUCGUGUCCUCGCCCCUCCCAACGCCCCCUGCCCCUCCCCUCGUGUCCUCGCCCCUCCCAACGCCCCCUGCCCCUCCCCUCGUGUCCUAGCCCCUCUCAACGCCCCCUGCCCCUCUCAACGCCCCCUGCCCCUCUCAACGCCCCCUGCCCCUCUCAACGCCCCCUGCCCCUCUCAACGCCCCCUGCCCCUCUCAACGCCCCCUGCCCCUCUCAACGCCCCCUGCCCCUCUCAACGCCCCCUGCCCCUCUCAACGCCCCCUGCCCCUCUCAACGCCCCCUGCCCCUCUCAACGCCCCCUGCCCCUCUCAACGCCCCCUGCCCCUCUCAACGCCCCCUGCCCCUCUCAACGCCCCCUGCCCCUCUCAACGCCCCCUGCCCCUCUCAACGCCCCCUGCCCCUCUCAACGCCCCCUGCCCCUCUCAACGCCCCCUGCCCCUCUCAACGCCCCCUGCCCCUCUCAACGCCCCCUGCCCCUCUCAACGCCCCCUGCCCCUCUCAACGCCCCCUGCCCCUCUCAACGCCCCCUGCCCCUCUCAACGCCCCCUGCCCCUCUCAACGCCCCCUGCCCCUCUCAACGCCCCCUGCCCCUCUCAACGCCCCCUGCCCCUCUCAACGCCCCCUGCCCCUCUCAACGCCCCCUGCCCCUCUCAACGCCCCCUGCCCCUCUCAACGCCCCCUGCCCCUCUCAACGCCCCCUGCCCCUCUCAACGCCCCCUGCCCCUCUCAACGCCCCCUGCCCCUCUCAACGCCCCCUGCCCCUCUCAACGCCCCCUGCCCCUCUCAACGCCCCCUGCCCCUCUCAACGCCCCCUGCCCCUCUCAACGCCCCCUGCCCCUCUCAACGCCCCCUGCCCCUCUCAACGCCCCCUGCCCCUCUCAACGCCCCCUGCCCCUCUCAACGCCCCCUGCCCCUCUCAACGCCCCCUGCCCCUCUCAACGCCCCCUGCCCCUCUCAACGUCAUGGAAGCCCCAGCCACAGAAGGAGAUGGUGAAGGAGAAGGAGAAGGAAGCAUUAGUUUCCCUUUCGAUGUAACAGAAAUGGAGGAGGUGACAUCUGCCACGCCCCCACAAGACAUUGUGGAAGUGGAAACCACUCCAGUCAUCUCUGUGCCUCCACAUGAAAGUGGAUCUGCAACCGUGUCACCUUGUGCCACUCCAAGUCCGAGUGGAAGAGGUAGAUCAAGUGCACUGAAGAGAGCCAGGAGAGACCCGGAUGAGGACCGAGAAGGUCUUUUACAAACAUUAAGAAAAGUUGGCGACAGUUUAGCAGGCAGAAAAAGGGAUCAGUUUACCCACUUGGGUGACUUUGUCGCCAAUAAACUCAGUUUUCUUUAUGAAAAUGGCCAUACUAGAAUUAUGGCAAGACUUGAGAACGGAAUAUACAGAUGUUUGCAGGAGGCAAACGAUGAACUAAUAGAUGCAAAUGCAACAUAA
Schistocerca nitens (vagrant locust) is the source of this 1887-nucleotide messenger RNA. RefSeq lists its product as uncharacterized. The transcript is spliced from 3 exons. The record is from RefSeq and is a predicted model, not a curated record. Lineage: Eukaryota; Metazoa; Arthropoda; Insecta; Orthoptera; Acrididae. Bases 1 to 1887 code for a protein of 628 amino acids.